UCGUUUUUUAUUUUUUUUAUGUGACAAAUAUCUUGAAUUAAAUAAAUGAAGGUAAUGGCAUAAUAAAAUAAUGAACGGUUGCGUCAAUUGUUUACCACCGUUAGCACAAUUGUAUGUCAACGAUAGAAGGGUUUUGCAAGGAUAUUUGGAAAUUGAAGUAAGCUAUUUGCGUUUCAUAAUCAAUCGUCCGGUACUUAAAGCGACUCACGAAGUCUCAAAAGCAGAAUUUGACGUACGAAAUAAAAGGAAAACCGCUUCUUGUGUAAAUGAAAAAUUUAAUAUCAAUUUAAGUGAGACAAGGAAUCAAAAAGUAGAAGAACUAGAUCAACAAAAGUGGAAACAGAAGCAAAUUGUUCAAGUGAAAUUUGUCUGGUGGGAAGAACGCAACGAAGACGCCGCAAAAGUUUGCGUUAGGUGUGAGUCACUCACACAGUCACAAGAGCAACUGAGCCAACAGACAAAAUACCGUUUUAAUAGACAACAGCAAUACGUCGCGCAGCAACCUUUGCCAACUAAUAAAUUGCGUUACCGUAUCUGCACGAGCGGCGCGUUAUUAUUAGCAUAUCUACGUUCGUGUCAACCUGUCGAAAUAAUUGUGUCAAACGUUGCCACUACGGAACCCCUGAAACAAGCUAAUUUACGCUUGCCUAUAGUCCUUCUACGAAAAUACGCCGCUUCCCAUACGGAAAAGAAUAGUUCCGAAUAUAAAACCAAAUUAUAUGCCCUUUGUUGUAAGACAAGCAUUUUAGCAAAAAGUAAUAGUGCAACGCGUUCGGUGAAGUCGGAACAAUUUCAACUGCGUUUCAGAAUGUUGUUUGCGCCAACCGCGGCUUUAGCCGCUAAGCAUAGCCUCCAGCAGGAUCAAUUAACUUCACAGUUGCAGCACCGCCAUCAUCAUCACAACGUACAUAAGCACGGCAAGGCAUUGGUUCAGGACUCUUCACAAGGUGAUAAGCCUGUUCGUUUAACUAGCCAAAGCAAAUCUGAAGAAAUUGUUGAAGCUAUGAAAAAGUUGGAUGCUAAACUGGUUGCCUAUUUGGCAGGUCAAAAUGACAUUACCACUAAAAUCAAUAGUUCUACGGUCGAGGACGAUAAGCACACUGCGAAUUUACAAUUAAUGCGGCAGCCAACUAAUGAACCAUUAAGAAACGUUUUAUUGGAAGAUGAAUGUCGUGAGAAGAAACUGGAAAUUUUCAAGUCUAUUACAGGCGUGAAAUUGGAAAUGGAGGCUUUAACUUUGCAACCAGAAGGAACUAGACGUAUGGAAUUGUUGCAGACUGAAAUACGGCCUAUAUUCACGGUAGAGUGCCAACUUUCCAAUGAACUAAUCCACAACGUGCCGCGCUAUGAAAUGUUUCAUAUAAUGCAAUUUGAAUCAGAAAAAUUCCAGAGCUUGACACAGUGCACUCGCUUCGGUCAAGAAGCCCAACGUAACGUUCGGUUGCAAUUUAAUGAUAAUAUCAAUGCCAAUCUUAACAGUAAUGAUGAUGAUGGUAGUCAAUUGAAUUUUGGUAGCAUACAUUUUACUGUGUGGUGGCGCGAGCCCGGUACCUGUCUUAAUGAAAUGUUGGGUAUGGGUAAUUUAAAACUAGUUGAUUUGUAUAAUGCUUCACUGCUGGAACAGUGCAAACGCAUCAGUGUACAGCGCCGUGGCAUACAUUUGGCCAGUCUCUACUUUAAAAUCAUAUUACAACGUGACUUGAAUGCCCAACACAAAUUUCAAAUUAUAGAACGUGGAAUUGCUCUACAUAAGCAAAAAAUCGUCGACAGCGAUGAAUCGCCUACUGCUGGUAGCAAAGCGGCAUCGGAAACGAAACAACAAAACGCGUCUAGCAGCAACCAAGUGUUCUCGACCAACAUAGAUAAAGCUACCUAUUCAGCUUCCGCACAAAAUAAUUAUAUAGAAAUUGGAUCUUCCAACUUUGACAAUGAGACCUCCAAAGUAUGUCUACUUAAAGGUUUUAUUUAUGCCAAUGAGAUGCGUCAAAUGGAAUUCAAAGCACAAACGGGGAAGUUUCUCGUUUGUCGUCGUUUUUGGUUAGACGAGCCAGCCACCAUUUUAGCGGAUGACACCGAUCAAUUUAACUAUCAGGAGCAAUUUUCGGUUGUCAAUGAUGCGAAAUUUUUAAAACGUAUGGAUAAGCAAUACUUACAUUUGGAAUUAUGGCAGCAUUUGCGAAAGAACGGCGGCGAUGACGACAAUGGUAAUGAAAGUGGUCUCUUACAACCAGUUGGUGUUGUUCGUAUGCCUUUGCAUCAAUUUUUUAUAGCUUAUCGUGAUGCAGCCAUAACUAACCAUUUAUGUGAAGGAAAAUUGCCUGUGAUUUCCAUGGAUGCGUGGGCACCGAUUGUAAAUUGCCAAACUGGUGUGAAGGUCGGCGAAUUGAAAUGUCUUUUGGCUAUAGGCAGUGAGGAGCAAAUUAGAUAUCUUAAACAAUUAAGGGGAUUCACCCAACAGUUAACACAAACGGAACAAUUAUUGCCCAAGAAUAUCAAAGAAGAUUUCCCAGCAUUGCAACUGGCUUCAACUUCUAACUCCACAGAUGGUUCUCUCACAUUAUCGACAAGACAAAUUAAACAAACAGCCGACCUAUUAGAUAUGCUGCAGAAAGCUCUAAAAACCCCGCCGUCCUCCCCAGCUAUUACUCCAGUUCGGGCUGGUCCUCCCUUUAAAGCAUCCAACCCUAGUUCAAACUUGAAACCAUUGCAACAAUCUAAUGUUAAACUCUUUAAAUUUGUUUUGGAUAUUCAAAGAGCCAUUGAUUUACCCUUAAAUCCUUCAACAGCAGGCAAAUCGAAAAAAUCGUGUAAACGAAACGGUUCGAGACGUUUUCCGCCAAAUGAGCCGCCCAGCUGUUACGUAACAUUCCAGGCAGACGAAGGGCAGUAUCCAACAUAUAAAUCCCACGAGGGCAUGGUUUACGCUACCAAUAUAAUUGAAAAAUCCACCCAGCCCCAUUGGCAACAACGUUUUCGCUUAGCUACGUCUACGGAUUACUUAAACAAUCUACAAAAGCGUUUCAUUGUAAAAGUGUGGAAAAAAUCGGCCCUCGACAUAGCGCAAGCGCGUUUACAACCUACACCCUUGGAAGAUGCGAUUAUUGGUUUCGCCGCUCUUGACUUUACGUUAUUUAUGCGGGGCUUGCACAUAGCUGGUUACUUUAACAUUGUAGAUUUUAAUGGUCGUAUUAAUGGUCAAUUAGAGAUACGUUGCCAUCCACUGGAGGAGAUGAAACCGACAUAUAUAUCGCAUAUACCCCAUUCGCUCCCCGAUACUGUUGAAACGUCUUCAGUUGAUUCCGUUAUAGAUCAGUUUGAACAAACCCUGGAUCUAGCCCAUUUAAGCUUGGGUCAAGCAAUAAAAAGAAAGUUUACGGAAUUGGAAAGCAUUUCAUAUCGCUUGCGAGCUCGUUUAGGCGAUGUUGCUGGUUCAACAUUGCCCCAUGAUUUCGAUUUUUCAGCUUUGGAUAAGUGGCAGUCUCUGCAACUAGAAGAGAUUAACGAUAAUGAUUUAGAGGAAUUUGAGCAUGACCUCAACCAUACACCGAUUGAUCUAGAGGAGGAGAAAAUUGAGCAACAAGAAGCAGGGAAAACUCAUAACGAGGAAGCCAAGCGCAGUGAAUAGUGUUUGUGGUUACGACAAACCCCUGCCGCUUGUCCUUCUCAUUUAAAACAUUGCACCCUCUUUAUAUUAAUUUUGCCACUAAUACCGUUACAUUUACUCUACUAUCCCAUCCAGCAUUAUUCAUAGCACCGCCAUUCCCCUCACCUACUUAGCUCCGAAAUACUUAUAUGUAUUUUAGUCAGUGGACAGCAUGAAUUUAAUUCAUUUUCAUAGUAUAUGUAGAGAAACUCAUAAAACGAAGACAUAGAUUAUUUAAAAAUUUAAAAAAUAUAUGAAGGAAAAAUUUUUUUUACAUUAAAGCUGAAUUUCCAAAUUGGUUUUUAAUUUGUGUUUAAUUUGUUUAGCUAGAGUUAAAAUUAAACAAAACGGAAGUAAGAAAAUAAGUUCGUUUUUUAUAAAUGGUAUUUAACCACUCUUUUUGUCUCGUUUAUAUAUUAUGGUACCGAUUAGUCAUUAGAAUUUUACUGCUUAUAUUACGUGUGUUUACACAAAAGCCUAUCGUUAUUGUUAGUAUUAAUUAGAUCUAUGUUGUAUUUAUUACUUUUCGCUUUUUUAUUAUAACUGCAAAGGAGUAUGUAAUAAAUUGGCCCUGAAUUGUGACUCAAGUAUUU
Molecule: messenger RNA, 4236 nt
Organism: Glossina fuscipes
Lineage: Eukaryota; Metazoa; Arthropoda; Insecta; Diptera; Glossinidae
Exons: 6
Coding region: 71-3625 (1184 amino acids)
Biological process (GO): cilium assembly; centriole elongation
Cellular component (GO): centriolar satellite; centriole
Source: RefSeq, a predicted model, not a curated record